Molecule: messenger RNA, 839 nt
Organism: Hibiscus syriacus
Lineage: Eukaryota; Viridiplantae; Streptophyta; Magnoliopsida; Malvales; Malvaceae
Product: ABC transporter G family member 14-like
Exons: 2
Coding region: 111-467 (118 amino acids)
Molecular function (GO): ATP hydrolysis activity; ATP binding
Source: RefSeq, a predicted model, not a curated record
AGGAACUUGCUAAUCCCUUCAAAUCAUUUCCCCAGGUCCCGGUCCAGCUAGGUUAGCAUCAACAGCUUCAGUCCAAAACCAGCGACAAUUUCACUUCAUUUGCUUUAGCCAUGGCUCUCAACUUCACAGCACCCAAACCAGAACAUGGCAGCAGCACUAGUGCCCCAAUUCAACACAAUUCACAACCUCCUCUCACACUCACCUUGUAUCCCAUAACUCUCAAGUUUGAAGAGAUCGUCUACAAGGUCAAAUUGGAGCAGAAAGGAUCGGGCUGUGGUGGAUGGAUUACCCGAGAAAAGACCAUACUCAAUGGUAUCUCAGGCUUUGUUUGUCCUGGAGAAAUACUAGCAAUGUUAGGUCCAUCGGGAAGUGGUAAAACCACCCUCCUUACGGCUCUCGGAGGCGUCUCACUGGGAAGUUAUCCGGCAAGAUCGCAUACAAUGGUCGUCCUUUUUGUGGUUCCAUAAAGCGAAGAGCAGGGUUCGUUGCUCAAGAUGAUGUUCUAUACCCUCAUCUGACCGUGACCGAGACCCUUUUGUUCACGGCACUGCUGAGGCUACCCAACAGCUUGAACCGAGACGAGAAAGUCCGACAUGUAGAGAGAGUUAUCGUUGAGCUUGGACUAACGAGGUGUCGGAACAGCAUGAUUGGGGGACCAUUGUUCAGAGGAAUAUCAGGAGGAGAGAAGAAGAGAGUUAGCAUAGGCCAGGAAAUGCUAAUCAACCCAAGCUUACUUUUGCUAGAUGAGCCUACUUCGGGUUUGGACUCGACCACGGCGCAACGGAUCAUGACCACGAUCAAACGCCUGGCUAGUGGGGGCAGAACUGUUGUCACCACCA